AUGUCGGCUAGAACACGCAAACUCGACGAGCAAGAUCACAAGAUCCAGCUUCUAAACGAACUCGAUGCGGGACAUAUCUUCUCGAAUAAGGCAGUUGUACGAUCGGUGAAUAAGCGCCUCGACGUUGGAGAACUUGGCCUCGACUCGUCCUUGCUCGCAGGCACCUUCGAAAGCAAGGCACCGAACUGCGUUGAUAGCACAGCUUUCGGUCGGAUAUUCGCAGUCUUUGCUCUAGACAAGUAUCCUGAGGGUAUACGCCAGUCUCUAUUGUCAGGGAGGAUCUUCUGUGGGCCAGAGAGCGUUGAGCCAGCGGCCGUCGCAGCCAAGAUAUAUCGUUUACUGGACCACAUCCUCUUCACGAAUUAUCGAUGUUCUCGUUUCCAUGAGCCAUGGCCGCUUCGAAGGCCCGGAAAGUAUCCUCCGCGGCUGCGGGCAUACGAAGUCAAAACGAGACAUACCAUCCAAUCGAAGAACACGGAUGACUAGAUAAAAGCAGAGCCUAACGCAAAGCGGUG
Molecule: messenger RNA, 515 nt
Organism: Dothidotthia symphoricarpi CBS 119687
Lineage: Eukaryota; Fungi; Ascomycota; Dothideomycetes; Pleosporales; Dothidotthiaceae
Exons: 3
Coding region: 1-486 (161 amino acids)
Source: RefSeq, a predicted model, not a curated record